Molecule: messenger RNA, 1438 nt
Organism: Saccostrea cuccullata (small rock oyster)
Lineage: Eukaryota; Metazoa; Mollusca; Bivalvia; Ostreida; Ostreidae
Product: XK-related protein 6-like
Exons: 3
Coding region: 71-1438 (455 amino acids)
Cellular component (GO): membrane
Source: RefSeq, a predicted model, not a curated record
AAUUCCGUGAGAAGAAUUUUUGUUAUUCAUUCCUCAAAACUAAAAUUUAAUUCCCGGAAAUUGUGACACAAUGAAGGAGUUAAAAUCAAAAAAGAAGAAAGGUAAAAUGAAGAACGAUGAUGAAGUUGACAACAUGGUUGGUUUACGUGGAACACAAAGUGAAAACAAUGUAAUCGAACAAAACUUUCCAGACAUGGACACGGUCGAUUUCCCCGAAAAAUCGGAACAGAAUGGGGAGGGUAAUCGAAUGGCGUUCAGAAAUAUGGUGGGGCUCCGAGAUGAACACGUCACGCUUAUCGUUGAUGAGAACACUUCUACGACAAAUGAUAAAAAUUACAACCAACCCUAUCCAUUUACCAUUUUGGACUUUCUUGGAAUAGCUCUUUCAAUAGUACUGUUUGUAUUUGAUGUUGUCACGGAUAUUCUUCUUGCCUUGGAGUACAACAAUCACGGUAGAAUUGUAGAGUGUGUACUUACGUCAUCAGUUGUGAUUGCGUCAUUUCUGGUGACGGGGUCCUUAAGCACAAUUUGGUACCUACAAGAUGUAAGAGGACCCUUUGGAAAAGUGGGGAAGUUUUUGUUUCUUGUUGUGGCCUUCCCAUUUUCUACCAUUAUCAGAAACUUCUCUUACUUAAAACAUGGAUGCUUAAGUCGCAGAUCUAGAGAUAAAAAGAUAAAAACUAUACAUUACAAUGAAAUGAAACAGACUGACCUGGAUGCCAGUUUUCUACGGAUGUUCGAUGCCUUCUUUGAAUCCGCACCUCAGCUGAUUAUUCAGGUUUACAUUGCUAUCCAUGACACUCCCCAACAAGCAAUACACUUAGAACUUCUGCGAGCUGUUACCAUAGCGUCCUCUUUAGCAGGUCUGGCAUGGUCGGUGACAGGAUACUACAGAGCGCUGCGCAUCUUUAACGCAACUUCCGGUUUAAAGGCAAACACAAUCUGCGGAGCUAUGGGAUACUUCCUUUGGCGAGUAUUCGAGAUCGGACCAAGAAUCACAGCAUUUGUAAUGUUGAUUUCAGUCGAAGGAAACGGUCCUUACUACAUAGUUUUCGGGGUUCUUUUCCAUUGGAUGAUCAUGAUAACUGUUGCAUUUUUCAAAAAUGUAAAAGCAUAUGAAUCAACACUACAUAACAUUUUAUUCAUUGUGUUCAUUGGAUUUGUGCAAAUCAUAUCCUUCAUGAAUUUGAGCCGAGGAAAAUCUCGAGCUAUUAUCAUCGCGUAUUACUCUUUGUUCCAUGUAGAAAACGCCGUGAUGGUGGCGCUUUUUGUAUUUUGGGGUGACGUGUACAAAUCCAGCUGGGUAUAUAUAGCCAUUAUAUCAGUAGCCUCAUCCGGGAUUGUUCUGUGUACUCUCUUCAUGCUGAUGUAUUAUGCACUGUGUCACCCUAAAGUGUCACUGAAAUGUACACGAAAAAACAACGAUGACAAGCUGUGA